Molecule: messenger RNA, 1843 nt
Organism: Hyposmocoma kahamanoa
Lineage: Eukaryota; Metazoa; Arthropoda; Insecta; Lepidoptera; Cosmopterigidae
Product: isopentenyl-diphosphate Delta-isomerase 1-like
Exons: 5
Coding region: 16-771 (251 amino acids)
Biological process (GO): isoprenoid biosynthetic process; isopentenyl diphosphate biosynthetic process
Cellular component (GO): cytoplasm
Molecular function (GO): isopentenyl-diphosphate delta-isomerase activity
Source: RefSeq, a predicted model, not a curated record
UUCUUUACAGUGAAUAUGUUAGUUAGAGGCAUAGGACGGGCUCUUUGCAAUGCCCUUCGUGUGGAGCAGAGGUGCCUUUCUUCUAAGACUGCCAGUACAAAGCUAGAAACUAAAGAAAGCAUUGAUGCUGCUCAGCUAGCAGCUCUAGAAAAAGACCUUUGUCUGCUAGUGGAUGACAAAGAUACCUUCAUAGGCACGGCCUCCAAAAAGGAUUGUCACAAGGUUAGCCCUGAUGGGAAUAUCCCACUCCAUCGUGCUUUCAGUGUAUUUCUCUUCAAUAAGAGAGGAGACAUAUUACUGCAAAGAAGAUCUAACAGCAAAGUAACAUAUCCCGACUACUAUACCAACGCAUGCUGCAGCCACCCUCUGUACAUCGAUGGGCAGCAAGAAAAUAUGGUGACUGCUGCGCGGCGCAGACUCAACUAUGAGCUUGGCAUCCCUCUAGAUCAGAUGAAUCCAGAAUUAUUCACGUUUCUCACCCGUAUACACUAUUACGACUCCGGCGACGGCGUAUGGGGCGAGCACGAAAUAGACCACAUCUACGUGUUGCAGGCCGAUGUUAAGAUCAAACCUAACUCGAAUGAGAUUUCCGAGUACGCUUUUGUGCCUAAGAAUGAAUUUAACGCGUUCCUCCCGACCCUGGAAGGUCCGCUCACGCCCUGGUUCAACAUGGUGCGCAGACACCGCCUUAAGCUGUGGUGGGACAACUUACACCGCCUCAAAGAGGUGGCCGAGCCGGACAAGAUACACAAAUUCAAGGAAGAGAAAUAACCUUAAUGCAGAUACAUUAAAAUUAAUGUCAUAAGAACGCAGAUCUGGUGAAGUUGUAUAGUAAUUAUGUACAUUAUUGUAAUAUAUGUUGUACAUACAGAAGAAAUAUUGGAAUUUUGGGCAUUUGAAUCUGAUUCAAUACCUAUACAUAUUAUGUAAUUGCCCUAUAUAAAGUUUGCGCCAAACUGACUGAAAUUCAACCGCGUAACUUCGGCGCCUUCAAAUAGUUUUCUCUCAAAGGUCACCAUCCAAUUAUUCAAAGAUAAUUAUUUUGUCGUGGAGUUAACACUGCAUUUUGAUACGUGCAGCACUUUACUUAUUUUUACAAAUGUGUAAAAUAUAUGAGUACGUUAGUUGAUAUACAAUUAUAGUUUCAAAUACAACAAAAUAAAAGUAUGGAAUGUUUUUUGUCAAAGAACAGCACGUCUAAGAAAUAUUCCGACUACUUUUCGUCUACUACGCAUUGACAUUUUUUUUCCUUUGUUUAAACAUCAAUAUUUAAAUAAUUAAUAAAAUGUAUCGAGAGCUUUUUAGAAUGUAGCGAAACACCCAAUUCAUUCAAAACAGAAAUCGUAUACUUGCUCAAUGUUGUCACGUGAUUAAUUUAUCAAACUGAAAGCUCCCUAAGACUUAUAAUAAGUCUUAUAAUAAAAUUUAACACACUCAUAUAUAUCUGUGUAAUAAGCAGAGAUUUAGCUAAACUUCAAGUAGUACACAACUGAUAAUACCUCCAGAAAUUCCGGAAUGUAUAAAAUCAACAGCAAAGAAUUAAAACACAAUAUUUAUAAUUUUUUAAGCGUAGUGAGCGAAGCUUCCUUGACAUCCACUCAAAUUGCAUAAUUUCUGAACGAAAUUACUCAACAGUUCCUCAAUUUUGAAUUUCAGUCUGUGAGUUGAAAUAAUAUUAAGAUCAAAGGUCACCACAUUAAGUACAUAUACGGGGAAAAUAUUAACAAUUUAAAAUAUUAAUACUUUUAUUUGCGGAGAAUAAUUAGUAAUUUGUGAUAGCCGACACGAAACCGGAACAGCAACAGGGACCACCUCAUACCCUUUCAAACAAAAAAAGAAUUUU